Hemiscyllium ocellatum (epaulette shark) is the source of this 3075-nucleotide messenger RNA. RefSeq names its product neuraminidase 1 (gene neu1). The record is from RefSeq and is a predicted model, not a curated record. The transcript has 7 exons. Gene Ontology annotation, biological process: ganglioside catabolic process; oligosaccharide catabolic process. The coding region runs from base 409 to 1428 and encodes 339 amino acids. Gene Ontology annotation, cellular component: cytoplasm; membrane; lysosome. Gene Ontology annotation, molecular function: exo-alpha-sialidase activity. Lineage: Eukaryota; Metazoa; Chordata; Chondrichthyes; Orectolobiformes; Hemiscylliidae.
UCCGGCCCGAGAGCAGCAGUCCCGGGGGUGGAGGUGGUGAAGGGAGAGCUGCUGCUUACAGACUUGGGAGUGUUCUGUGAUCAGCUCAUGGAUCCCGGGGAGUUGUGACAGAGUGGCCCCGGGUGUGGAUGAGGAUGGUCCCAUCGCCGCCUCCUUGGUGCUUUUCCGGGGCCGGCUUGAGGCGGAAAUUGGCUGUCGCCCUGCAGCUGCCUCUGCUGCUCCCCGGCCUCUUCCUGCUCGGUGGAACCGCACUCCCGGCCGAGCAGGAUAAGAAAGACACUACAGACAAGCUUUUUCCUUAUGUUUCAACAUUGUUCAAGAUACAAGUGAUGACAGUAAACUACUGAGAAAAUCUUUAAAACAAUCAAGCCGCUGGUCGAAAGUGAACAGUUGCUGUGGAUAAGUGGUAUGGUUGGCCAUGUUGACACCUUUAGGAUCCCCCUUAUUGCAGUCACACCUCAUAAUAACCUCAUAGCUGUGGCAGAAGCUAGGAAGCAUUCGUCGGCAGAUAUUGGUGCUAAGUUCAUUGCUGUCCGCACAUCUACUGAUAAAGGUGAAACCUGGAGCCCAACCACCUUCCUUGAUGAUGAUGGUUCAAGGACUGAUGGCCUGAACUUGGGGGUAAUAUUGGUUGAUGAAGAGAAGGAUCUCAUUUUCAUCAUGUACACAAUAUGUGCCCACUACUAUCACUGUAACGUUUCCAGCACACUAUUAAUUGAGAGUCAAGAUGAUGGGAGAACCUGGAGCCAACCAAGAAAUUUGUCUGAAAUGAUUGGCACAAAAAUGUUUGCACCUGGGCCUGGAGCUGGAAUUCAGAAAAGAUACAACCCAAAGAAAGGCCGUUUGAUCGUUUGUGGGCAUGGUACAAUUGAGGAAGAUGGAAUAUUCUGCCUUUUCAGCGAUGACCAUGGCAAGACCUGGAAGAAUGGAGGGAGUCUGAAGGGAAUUCCCUUCGAUCAGCCAAAAAAAUUCUUUGACUUCAAUCCAGAUGAAAACCAGCCCUAUGAAUUAUCGGAUGGUACUGUGGUGAUUAACGCAAGGAAUCAGAAUUUCUACCACUGUCAUUGCCGAAUAAUAGUGAAGAGUUUUGAUGCAUGCGAGUCCCUGCCAAUAGAAAAUGUGAUCUUUGAUGAGACUCUGAUAGACCCGGCUGUGGCUGCUGGAGUAUUAGUAAAAGAUGACAUUGUUUUCUUCAGUAAUCCUGCAAACCCAGUGAAACGUAUAAAUCUUACUCUUAGAUGGAGUUAUGACAAUGGAAAGUCGUGGGUAAAGGACAAAAUAAUGAUCUGGCCUGGCCCAAGUGGUUAUUCCUCCAUGACUACCUCCAACAAUACUUCAAGCAAUGAGCAAUACAUCUACUUAGUUUUUGAAAAGGGCCUGAACGACAUAACUGAAUCCAUAUCAUUUGUGAAGAUUCGCAUUAAGUAAAAGCCUACUGUCUCCCCAUCUCCAUGGGAGUGCAAUCUAAACAAGUCAUAAGAAAUCACAGGCUCCAGUUUAUUGGGGAAAAAAUUAUUUUUAUAUCACUACACAAAUUGCUAGUUUUCAUUGCUUUGUUUACAAUAGGCUGUGUUUUUAAAUUAAAAUCAACAUUUGAAAACUCCAAAUUUCUUUACCAUCCUCUCUCUCUGCAACAAGUAGUUUUUCCUUAAUUUACUGGUGAGCAGGUGAUGUGGACUUAUCACCAACUAUGAAAUGUUUGUACUUGUGGCCAGCCCUGUUCUAUACCUGAUCUUAAACACUUUUGUUUUUUUUUGGUACUUCAUCUCCAGGACCAUGUUGAACUGUUGCUAAAUAUGCACUUUUAAAAUAUUUUUAAAAUAACAUUUAUAAGAAAAUGGGUUUAGCUGGGUGAAGUUGUCAGUAUGUCAAAAUCCAAAACAGGAGAAUUCAAGAGUACUACCGGUGUCUCUAGUUUAAUGAAAAUGAGGUUCUUUACUUGCAUGAGGACAUAGCAGAGGUGGUCUAGGUCAGACCAUCAAUAAAAGCCUAGUAGGAGGCAGCAUUCAGAAAAAGUACAUUUGUAUCACAGUCUUAAAGCUAUCCUUUAAAGUUCUGUCAGACGGUUCCAAGUGCCAAGUUAUAUUAUGUAGCUUCUUAACCUGCUGACCUGCUUGGGUCAGGUGGUCGUUUCUCAAUUCCAUAUUAUUGAGAUGUAUAGACAUGGGGCAGGACUCCUCAAGUGAAGGUCUGCUGAGCAGACUGACACCUCAGAAUAAAGACUUGUAUAUUUUAAUUCCUUGACUCUAGCUAGUGUGACUUUGUCUUAGCUCCACGUCAGAAAGUGGUAUUUGGCAGAUAGCUGGUUUGUAUCUAUGAAGGAGAAAUACUUGAACAAAAUAUACACCUAGGCAAUAGUUAACUGACUGUAGCACACCUGGCUAGCAAGCAAUUAACAAUGGUUUUUGCUCCUGUCAGGUGAUAGUUCAGCAAGAACUAUGUUUAGAUCUGGAUGCUGAGUUAUGUGAUGGGUUUGAAUUGCAUUAGCCUCCAUUUUUCUAUAGCUGCUGAAAAUGCUGUCUACGUUUGCAUGUGAUGCAUACCUUGGUUUCAGAUUGUUGUCGGUGCUUGUGGCACCUUACUCUCAGUAUCACUGCAUUCAGAAAAGACGCUUUCUUUUAGUGUAGGAAAGAGGGGUUGAAGAAAAUGUGAGUUUUAUUUGACUAGAUAAAUCAUUUUAUUAUUUAAUAAGGGGGGGGAUGAUAUUUUUAAUAUGCACACUGAAAAGGUUGUAUUUGAUAAGGCCCAUUGGUGAUUAAGGAUAAUAUCUUUAAUAUUAAAAAUUGGAAUUGGGAUUAGGUCCCACUUUAAAAUAUUUGAGGACCCAGCCCAGAAUCUAGCUCAGGUAUCUUCUGUUCAAUGAAGCAAAUAUAAAUGAUUUUCAAUACUUGUUUUACUUCUGCAUUCUGUUAAUGGAGUUAUUUUUUCUGGAAAAUAUUACACUAUGAAAAUCUCUUUUUCAGAGAAAACCUGGAUGCUGACCAGAACAAAUGCAAAUUAAUGUUUUAUUUUAUUUUUACUGUUUGUACAAAUAAUUGGAUUGCUUGUCAAUAAAAUUUCAUAACUUGCCUAAAA